This is a messenger RNA of Pieris macdunnoughi, 897 nucleotides long. Lineage: Eukaryota; Metazoa; Arthropoda; Insecta; Lepidoptera; Pieridae. The record is from the annotation of a GenBank genome assembly.
AUGUCUGAGAAAAGUAGCCCUAUAAAAUACUUUUUAAGUGGCGGCUUUGGUGGAGUUUGCACAGUUUUAGCCGGACAUCCAAUGGAUACUAUUAAAGUAAGAUUACAAACUAUGCCUCUACCGCAACCAGGCCAGAAGGCCUUGUACGCUGGCACCAUUGAUUGUUUCCAAAAAACUGUCCAGAGAGAGGGAUUCAAAGGUCUUUACAAGGGUAUGUCAGCACCAUUAACUGGAGUGGCACCAAUUUUUGCAAUCAGUUUUUUUGGUUUUGGACUAGGGAAAAAACUGCUAAAGUCGGAUGAGGAACAAAUACUUACUAGAACAGAGCUGUUUGCGGCUGGUGCUUUCUCAGGUAUAUUUACAACAUCUAUCAUGGCUCCAGGUGAGAGAAUUAAAUGCUUACUUCAAAUUCAACAAGGUGGCAGUGGACCACAAAAGUACAGUGGUAUGCUGGACUGUGCCAGGCAGUUAUAUGCAGAGGGUGGUAUCAGAAGUAUUUAUAAGGGUAGUGUUGCCACCAUUUUGAGAGAUGUGCCUGCAAGUGGAAUGUAUUUUAUGACCUAUGAAGGGGUUAAAGAGGUUUUAGUACCUGAGGAUGCUAGUGCUAAAUUAAAAAUGUUGGCAACAGUUGUUGCUGGGGGUUGUGCUGGUAUAGCUAACUGGCUGGUAGGCAUGCCAGCUGAUGUUUUGAAGAGCAGAUUACAGACUGCCCCAGAGGGGACUUACCCUAAUGGUAUGCGAGAUGUGUUCAAACAGUUAAUGGAAAAAGAAGGACCUACAGCUUUAUAUAAAGGCGUAGCUCCAGUAAUGAUCAGAGCUUUCCCAGCAAAUGCUGCUUGCUUUGUUGGAUUUGAAUUGGCUGUCAAAUUCCUUGACUGGGUAGCCCCUAAUCUUUGA